UGUAUGUCUACGUAGCUACCGCUUGUUGCUGUUAAAUACGUUUGGGUUUUCAGGGGCGACAGCAUAUUAUGUUCAUGGUCACGUCAUCAGGAAGUGAGUAGCUCAAAAUGAUGAGACUGGAUUCCAACGAGGAUGACGUAUCGCUGUUUGACGCCGAAGAUGAUGACGUCAGAAAGUCGAGGAAGUCCAAAAUCAAGCACCCUCUGGCCAGCUUCUUCCACCUGUUCUUCCGGGUCAGCGCCAUCCUGGUCUACCUGCUGUGUGAGCUGCUGAGCAGCAGCUUCAUCGCCUGCAUGGUCACCAUCAUCCUCCUCCUCUCCUGCGACUUCUGGACGGUGAAGAACAUCACAGGCCGGCUGAUGGUGGGUCUGAGGUGGUGGAACCAGGUGGACAAUGACGGCAAGAGCCAAUGGAUGUUUGAGUCCCGAAAGGGAACGGGGAAGAACCCCCCCUCAGACUCGGAGUCACGGCUCUUCUGGCUGGGUCUGAUCAUCUGUCCCGUUAUCUGGGUGAUCUUCGCCUUCAGUUCCCUCUUCUCCUUCAAGAUCAAGUGGCUGGCGGUGGUGAUUAUGGGUGUGGUUCUACAAGGGGCAAACCUGUACGGUUACGUCCGCUGCAAGGUGGGCAGCAGGACCAGCCUGAAGAACAUGGCCACCAACUACCUCGGCCGGCAGUUCUUUAAGCAGGCGAUGACAAAGCAAGAGGAAUCCUAGUGAGUCCUCCUCCUGAGCCGUUUUCAUUAGCUCCAAUGAUAAACGCUUUUUCUUACAAACUCACUUUGUAAAAAAACAUAAUAAAUCUUCUACUAAAAGGAUUGACUAAUUUGUAAGGAUUAUUGUACUUGCGGAACUGUAAAUCCAGGUGUGGAGGAACCCCAUGGAGGAUAUUUAUUUGCUGUUGGUGCUGGGUUUUUAUUCUCAGUAGUGUAUUUAUAUAUAAACCUCCACCAUGCACUUUUCCUGCUUUUGUUUGGAUUUGCUUCUGUUAUUUAGAAUAUUUACACUUCAUGGAGAAAAUAGCGUUAUUUCAGCCGUGUGUCACGCCAGCAACGUCUUUGUACAUGUCUG
Messenger RNA from Megalops cyprinoides (Indo-Pacific tarpon), 1067 nucleotides. RefSeq names its product trans-golgi network vesicle protein 23 homolog B (S. cerevisiae) (gene tvp23b). Gene Ontology annotation, biological process: vesicle-mediated transport; protein secretion. NCBI's taxonomy places the organism in Eukaryota, Metazoa, Chordata, Actinopteri, Elopiformes, Megalopidae. Gene Ontology annotation, cellular component: Golgi membrane. The transcript is spliced from 7 exons. The record is from RefSeq and is a predicted model, not a curated record. The coding region runs from base 108 to 713 and encodes 201 amino acids.